UGUCAACUUAGAAAACUACGAGUCAAAAUAAAUACACGUGUGGGCCUGCGUUACGAAUAAUGAGUAAAUGUUAAAAAAGUGAAUUAAAAAUGGGCAAAAGAAAAUACGAAGAUAAUUCAACUAGCGACAAUAAGAAAACAAAGACUGAAAAUAAUUCAGAAAAUAUAAAUGACACUGAAAAUGAUGUUGAGCAACCUCAAAAGGAACAAAAUGUUAAGAGCCAGAAUAGAAAUAUUAGUAAAAAUGCAUUAUUUGAUAUAAAGCAUUUCCGUAAAGAGUUAACAGCAAAGCAGGGCCAGACCAUGGCAUUAACUCAGUUCCUGCAAGUCUGCCUCAAUCCAGACAGUGAUGCAGACUAUAUGCUCGAAUAUUUAAAAGUCGGUGGUAACUCCCAUGAGCUUCUCCGACAGAUAUCUCAAGACAACAAGAAAAAUCUGUCACUAGCGACACCUGUAUUUCAUCUGUUCCACCUGAACAUACUUAAGGUCCAGUCCUCUCUUCCCCACAUGACAUCCAUCACAGAGGAAGCUUGCAGAUACUUCUUAAAUACAUUUACACCAACAGUGGAAAUUAUGAUCAGUGAAAGUUCAGGUCCACGGCAUAGAAAAAUUAUCCUCAAUCUUUUGACUUCCAUGGUGACGUUGAGCUCCGACUUAGGUGUCGAAAUAUUAAACCAAAUACCACUGACUCCAAAGAAUUUACAAUAUAUUCUAGAAAAGCCAAAUUAUAAAGAGAAGGAUAAUGUCAGAACAUGUUUUGUGCGUUUCAUGACAUCUUUUCUUGUCGAAGCUCAUCUGCCAUUGAUAAAAGCUUUAUUGGAAAAACCAGGAUUGCUAUCUUUGGUGAUCCCCGGACUAGUUCAAGAUGAAGCAGAUGCCGUCUUAAUGUUUUUGAACAUCCUGAAGAACAAUGUGAUUGAUAAUACUUUAAUAUCAAAAACUUUAAAAUUGAAAACAUUCAGUCACCAAGUGUUGAUCAAUAUGUUUAAAGUCUACAUGUGGAAGGGACCUCCCGAUUCAGAUUCAGACAAAAGUGACAUUAAAGAAGAAAUAAUGAGGCUGUUGUCUGACAUUAUACUUACAUUAUUUACAUCUCACAAACUUGGACUUUAUUUUAUGGACCCACUGCUCGGUGUCAGUGAUGCUAAUAAAAAUCAAAACUUGUACAAAGCUCUGCUGCUGUUAAAACGGCCUUGGGAGAAUAAUGACCAGAGCCAAGUGGUCCUGGAAAUUAUUUACCGAUGUCCGGAUCUACACAGAGCUAUGGUAAAUGUGAUCGAACAAAGUUUCCAACCCCAACAUUCGCCCAUGUGGGGAAAGGCAGUGAAUUUUGUUAUAUCUCUUCUUGAUAAAUUAAACCCUGAUAAAAUGGCGACUCGCUUACAUAACCUGAGUCCCAUCCAAACAGCAAACUUCAUAAGGUUCAUCACCCUGCCCGUGCCAUUACUUAAAUUAAUGAAUGCUGCAAUCGGAACAGAUCUCACCAUAUCCACACAUUGUAUUAAAGUCAUAGUGAAAAUGUUACAAUCACUCAGGAGAUUUAUGCACAUACUGGAAUUAGAAGAUUCAAAUGAAAGAAUAUCAGAACUGAAGAAUAAGUUGGAGAAUUUUCUUCCUAAACAUAUGCCAUCGUCUAACAUUAUUGUGUCACUCAUAAAGAAAGUAUUAGAGGGUUCUGCAACUCCUGAUAAUGCUGAUGCUCAGGAUUACAGGCUGCCGAAGCCGGAGGCGUCAGAUGCUCUAUUAACAUUCAUUGACACCCUGCUAUUGUACAACCACAUUUACCCAGCUUCCUUUGAGUCUCUGGAAGGUAACAUUGAUAUGAAGCGUCUGCUAGACUUUUCCAUGACACUAACUGAAGGCAAUAUAUCUUUGUUAAAGUUCAAGGUCGUUUCUCUUUGGCUAAUAUUAGACGGCUCAGCUCUGACCAUUAAAAACACAAUGUUCAAACAACUGUUCCUGAUUAUGUUGGAUGUGUUCACGAGCGACGAAAACGAAACGUGGUUGGAAGCUAAAGAAACACUGUAUAUAUUUUUUAAGAAUACAGAAGUUUUUGAGGCCGAUGAAGAUGAAAUAAAUCUCAUGUUGUAUACUCUACGGAACUCGAAAGUAAAUCCGAUAUCAUUGAUAGCAGACAUCAUUGAACACGUUCUGGCCAAUGGCGAGGAAUUGUCUGAAUACGUCAGGAAUCAAGUCGUGAACUUCGAGAUAACAGACGAAUGUAGCGAGGGCAAUCUGGAUAAACUGUUCAAAGACUUGAUGGGCGGGAAGCAGCCCACGGAGAGUGUUUUUCUGGAAAACAAAAUACCUUCGCCUUUCAUCGUAGGCUGUAUGCAGUUUAUUCAAAGCAACAGAGACGCUAAAAAGAAUUUAAAACAAUUUCUCUGUUUGUACGUCGCCAAUUUGCUUCAUUGUAAUAAUUCUCCGGAACUCACCGAGGUCUUGAUCGGUGACUCGAAGUUAGAUAUAAGGAGUUACGUUGCCGACUGGACAGUACGACCCGUAGUUAUACCCGAUAGCACCAGCAAGGAUGAUACGUUGAAGAAAUUAUCAUACUCUAUAAUUGAAGCUACUGAAAUACCGAUAAAUGCUAUCUUUCCAUUCUUAUUGGAGACGGAUGACGAAUACGACUUGAAAGUCCUGGAUGUUCCGUAUAGAAUAGAUACAAGGAAAGCUAUCAAUGGCUCGGAUUUGUUUGUCUGGGCGAAAUACUUGAUGUUCUGUAUUAUACGACUCUCUAAUAUGAAAGAACUUUAUGAAGAACAACAGAAGAAAAUCGACGGCUACUUCCAAGUGAUUAUAAUGACAGGCAAAAAGCAUCUGAUGUUGAACAUGUGCAGGAAUAUAAUCUUGAAUUUGUUCAAGAACGCCCACUCCCUCAAAGUAUUCCAGCCUGUCGAUUUCAACAAAAAUCCAUCGAACACUCUGGCUACGAAGUUCAUGUUACAAAUUCUGGAAUCUAAUAAAGAUGUCAUUAAUUAUCUCAAUCAAAAACAUAACAUCCUAAAGUCGUAUCAACAAAAGACAUUCAACGAACUAGUGAAGGCAUUUGUUAAAGUGAACAAAAGAAAAACUAUUGACAGCGAAGUGACUGUGAGAGUGUUGGAGACGAUAGGAUUGUCUAAGGAAAACGAUUUACAUCUAUUCGAUAAUAUAUUUUCAGCGAAUACUUUCGCUUGCUUCGGAGAAGACAAAGAACCAACUUUGGUUUUGCAACUGUUAAACAUUUUGGUAACGAAGUAUUCGAAAUCCAUAGCACUAGAACUACCUCCGGAUACUUUAACCAAUUGCUUCGUAAUGUACACGAAACUCCUGAACCUUAAAGAUGUGACUCCUAAUUUGGCAGAUCUCGAGGAGUCGCUUAUACAGUUGUUUGAACAUAAACCCCACUAUACUGCGCACGUCACUCAGGAGGAAUUUAGAAUUUUUUUCAAUGCCAAUGCUAUCAGAAAGUCAACCUCGACUCUAGCUGCACUGAUACUUAAACAUCAAAUUAAGAUGUGCGAUGUUUUCGUUGAAGAAUUAAACAGACCAGAAGUACUCAGUCUAAGGGAGAUCACGUUACCUUUAGGUAACGCUAUGAUUGAUCACGAACAGUUUCUCUUACAGAACAAAAACGUUCUGGCCAAAAUAUUCGAAGAGUACAAGACGAAUAUUAAUAAGUUUUUGGAAAAACCGCACAAAGCUGGUCAAGUGUAUGUUAAUUCAUGGAGAUUAAUCAGGAAGCUAAUAACCGAGUGUAUGGAUGUCAAUGAGUGCAGGAAACUGUUCGCCAAAAUUCAUAAAUAUGAGGUCGUCGAACUCAGUCAUCUGAACUUGUUCCAAGUUGCUUUCAUGAAGCUAUGUCUUAAUGGCCUCGGCAAAGAACAUUUGAUGAAUUAUUUGUUAUCAAUGUUACACGUUAUUUCAAUAGCCAUUAGAGAGAAUAAAGAAUCUGCUGUUCUAAAAGAUUUGGUAUUUAAAGUUAAUAACGUAAUCGGAUUAGUUCAGAACAGAGAAGAUCUUGAUAUGGAUAAAAAAGAUGAUUUCAAAAAAGUAACUGAAAGUGCGAUUUGGCAGAAUUUUUGCAAAUCUGUUCUUAAAGAUUCCUUGAAGGUGAAGACCACAGAUGACGCAAAUGUGUCCGGCCCACAGCUUUUAUCUCUAUUGUCAUAUUUAAUAAAGCUCGUCUAUUCAGAAAACCACGAGGACAUUGUGACCAUUUUCGACAUGGUCACAAGUCACUCGGAAUUUUUAAAUGUAAUGCUAAGUCUUCACAGUCCAGAAAUUAAAGCGCGGCUGUUGGAGUUCUUAUUCGUUCUCAUAACAACAAACAAGUCGGUAAUGAAGACACAACAGAUACCGGUUUAUCUCAGCGCAUAUCGGGCCACUAGAAGCCAUUGUGAUCGUAUGAUUCUAUCUAUUCUACAGUUCUAUGAGAGCAAUGAACUGCCAGUCAAUGAAUAUAAACCCUACAUUUGGGGGGAAUCAGCGGCUAAUCAUUACGCAGUACGGAAGAAACGAACCGCCUCGCUGUGGGGUCAUCCCUCACCUAACCAGGUGAUGAAUUUGUUCGAGAAAGAUUUGAUUGAAAACACAAUAAAACACUUUCCUGUCAAUCAAACCCUCGAUUACCAUUAUGAAAUACCUAAUAUCAACUCCAGUAGUCGCACACUAAAAGAAUUCUUUGCCAGAAUUGGUAAAGACGUUAAGGCGAAGAAUGAGGACACCGAAUUUGCGAUAUCCAUGUUAUUAAAAAAAUAUGAAAAUAAGCAAAUAGUGGAAAUGGUAAAAGAAUUAGAUUUGAACUCUGUAUCUCAUAUCGAAGAAGAUCAGACUAUAUACGACCCAGCAUUUUUGUUUCCCGUAUUGAGUCACAUCCUGGCGCCGGGCUCAGUCGCUUCUUGUUUCAAGAUGUUGAGGACCGGUCUUUUAUCCAUUCCUGUCAUGGGUUUGAGCUCCUCUUGUCCUCUGAUGCGGGCCGCUGCUUACCACGUGCUUCACAGGUUCUGUUUGCUAUUGGAGACAGAAACGAGACACAAAAACGAUAAACUUCUACUGAAAGACUUCAUUGCCACAUUGCGUCAGAGUUUAUCCACCGCAAUAAACACGAAGGCCAUCGAGGGCCAAUUGAGGGACAUCAAGAAUCCCAAACUACCCGCCAUAGGUGCUCUGUACCUCGCGAGGGCUCUCAUGGUGUCCACCAUGCCCACCGACCCGUUGUAUAAGCCGGUAAAUAACUUCCUCAUCGCCAAACAGCUGGUCGAUCUCAAUGUCGUUCCGGAUUUCCUGAGUCUCUUCCAUGACAGUGACCUGGAAGCGAAUGACAGACGGCUCUGGAUUCUCGACAUAAUAAAAGACGGAACGAAAACAAUCAGCGACGUUACGGUUGUUUUUAAGACGAUGUGCCUCAAAAUGAUCAUGGACUUUUACGGCACGGUGUUGAGUGAUAGGAAAACUAAAAUUAAAAUUAUCAACAGUCUCAGUGCCAUCGUAGCCGUCCCUUGGGCGUUUGAGAUUUUGACCGAGGGUUACAGUCUGAUGCCCUGGUUACAUCACGUCGUCAGAAACACAGACGAUAGGAGCAUUAUGAUAGCAAUUUUCGAUCUGAUAAAAAAUCUACUUCACAGCAUGGAAAUCCUAUUGCUGCUGAAACAUGUUAAAUUCAAUCCGAAUAUGGAUAUUACUAAUUUUAGAGUGAAAUCUGAGAUCGAAUUUGAAAUAUUAGGAUUAAUUUAUAAUUUACUGCCCAAGACAAAUCUCUUGGAGUGUGAAGAUCUGAUCGACUACGUGAGCCUUUAUAACGUUAUGACGAAAAGGUCGGUCAAGUUUUUGGGGACGAAGCAAAUCGCAAAUGUAUUGAUAAAGUGCACGUCUCAUGUGAAAAAUGAUGAAAGAGUGAACAUUCUAAAGCGGGCGCUCGAUUCAAAUGAUCCCGUCAUAUUACAUGGCAAGAGUCUGACAACGAAAAAUAUUUCUUGGGAGGACAGAUUGAUUAGUGGACUUCGGGACUUAGUGCACACUUAUGUUUCGUAAACAGGAAGUGUCACAUCUAGAGUAUUUUAUAAUAAGAUUAAAUAAAAAAAUAUUGUAUAUUACAAAA
Molecule: messenger RNA, 6081 nt
Organism: Danaus plexippus (monarch butterfly)
Lineage: Eukaryota; Metazoa; Arthropoda; Insecta; Lepidoptera; Nymphalidae
Exons: 3
Coding region: 90-6014 (1974 amino acids)
Biological process (GO): maturation of 5.8S rRNA from tricistronic rRNA transcript (SSU-rRNA, 5.8S rRNA, LSU-rRNA); maturation of LSU-rRNA from tricistronic rRNA transcript (SSU-rRNA, 5.8S rRNA, LSU-rRNA)
Cellular component (GO): nucleolus
Source: RefSeq, a predicted model, not a curated record